CUCACAAAAUCACAAUCUUUUUUUCAUGAGUCCUUUAUUUCUUAUGAACUUUGUACACACUUUACAAACACCACACAAGCUACAACAUUUAGUGGAAAGCACGAAGCCAUGGCUUUGGAAGCUAUAAGAUAUCAAAACAAAACUUUAGAAAUAUUGGAUCAACUGCUUUUACCUAGCACAUCACAGUACAUUUCUGUUAAGGACGUUGAUGAUGGUUGGAACGUUAUAAACAAGAUGCAGGUUCGUGGAGCUCCUGCAAUAGCUAUUGUGGGAUGCCUAAGUUUAGCCGUUGAGCUUCACAACACAUCUUUUAAUGCUAAAGAGGAUUUAAUGGAGUUCAUAAGGAACAAAUUGAAUUAUUUAGUCACUGCCAGACCCACAGCGGUUAAUAUUAAAAUGGCUGCAGACGAGUUAAAUUUGUUGGCAUAUCAGUUAAAUAAGUGUCCGUCAGUUACAGCAAAUGAUAUGAAAGUUAGCCCACUAUACAUUACAAGUGUGCAUGUUUGUGACACUGUCCGUUCUGUAUUCUGCAGCUUAGUAAUUAGUAUGUCAUUUACCUGAAACCACUUGCGGUAACAGCCUAUUAAUUACCUACUGAAAAUCAAAAAACACUGAAUUAUUACAAAUUGUUGAAUUACAAAAAAUAUGUCAAAGGUAAAUACCAACCUGUUUAUAUUAUUAAUAUAAUCAAAUCCUACAUUUGAUGCAAUAAAAAAAACUUGGUAGGUAGUUGAAUUUAAAAAAACCAAGUUACCUUGGAGUGAAGUUUUGAAAAUUGACCGUUCGGCAUAUGUUUCAUGACUGGGAACACUGCGGAAUCACUGCGUUCUAAGUUUUAUUAUAACUGCGAUAUUUAAUUUUUACUGGACAUCUAAUUUUUGAAAAAAUGACGAACGGACAAGUUUUACUAUGUUGAUAAUACAAUAUUUAACCU
Messenger RNA from Photinus pyralis (common eastern firefly), 934 nucleotides. RefSeq names its product methylthioribose-1-phosphate isomerase-like. The transcript is spliced from 3 exons. The coding region runs from base 109 to 561 and encodes 150 amino acids. The record is from RefSeq and is a predicted model, not a curated record. Gene Ontology annotation, molecular function: S-methyl-5-thioribose-1-phosphate isomerase activity. NCBI's taxonomy places the organism in Eukaryota, Metazoa, Arthropoda, Insecta, Coleoptera, Lampyridae.